CCAGUGCUGAGCCAAGCACUUUCAGGGGCCAAAUCCAAAUGUGAUUGGUUGUUCAGCUGGGAUGUGGAAGUCUGUAGUAGGCCAUGAUGUGUCUGUUUCCGUGGAGACCCAGGGUGAUGACUGGGACACAGACCCUGACUUUGUGAAUGACAUCUCUGAGAAGGAGCAGCGGUGGGGAGCCAAGACCAUCGAGGGCUCUGGACGCACAGAGCACAUCAACAUCCACCAGCUGAGGAACAAAGUGUCGGAGGAGCAUGACAUUCUCAAGAAGAAAGAGUUGGAGUCAGGGCCUAAAGCAUCCCAUGGCUAUGGAGGUCGGUUUGGAGUGGAAAGAGACCGGAUGGACAAGAGUGCUGUGGGCCACGAGUAUGUUGCUGAUGUGGAGAAACACUCAUCUCAGACUGAUGCUGCCAGAGGCUUCGGGGGCAAAUACGGAGUUGAGAGGGACCGGGCAGACAAGUCAGCAGUGGGCUUUGACUACAAGGGAGAAGUGGAGAAGCACGCAUCUCAGAAAGAUUACUCUCGUGGCUUUGGUGGCCGCUAUGGAGUAGAGAAGGAUAAACGGGACAAAGCAGCUCUAGGCUAUGACUACAAGGGAGAGACGGAGAAGCACGAGUCUCAGACAGAUUAUGCCAAGGGCUUUGGUGGCCAGUAUGGAAUCCAGAAAGACCGAGUGGAUAAGAGUGCUGUUGGCUUCAAUGAGAUGGAGGCCCCGACCACAGCAUAUAAGAAGACAACUCCUGUAGAAGCUGCUUCCAGUGGUGCUCGUGGGCUGAAAGCAAAAUUUGAGUCCAUGGCUGAGGAGAAGAAGAAGCGAGAGGAGGAAGAGAAGGCGCAGCAGAUGGCCAGGCAGCAGCAGGAGCGAAAAGCUGUGGUCAAGAUGAGCCGCGAAGCUCAGCAGCCACCUGCGCCUGUGGAAGAGCCUGUAGUGCCAGCCCCGUUGCCUAAGAAGAUCUCCUCAGAGGUCUGGCCUCCAGCAGAGACUCUCUCACCACCAGAACCUGAGCCUGUGAGGAGCCAAAGAGACCACACUGUACCUUCUUUGCCUGUGAGGCAGAGUCCACCACAGAAUCCACUGGAGGACAACGAAGAGCCCCCAGCACUUCCCCCUAGGACUCCAGAAGGCCUCCAGGUGGUGGAAGAGCCUAUAUAUGAAGCUGAGCCCAUGCCUGAGCCUGAGCCUGAGCCUGAGCUUGAACCCGAGAAUGACUAUGAGGAUGUUGGGGAGUUAGAUCAGCGGGAUGAGGAAGCAGAGGGAGACUACGAGGAUGUGCUGGAGCCCCUGGACACCCCUUCUCUGUCCUACCAGGCUGGAUCGUCAGCUGGGGCUGCUGACUUGAGCACCUCUGCUGUAGCCCUGUAUGAUUACCAAGGAGAGGGAAGCGAUGAGCUUUCCUUUGACCCAGACGAUAUCAUCACUGACAUUGAGAUGGUGGAUGAAGGCUGGUGGCGGGGCCGUUGCCAUGGCCACUUUGGACUCUUUCCUGCAAACUAUGUCAAGCUCCUCUAGAGACCAGAGCCCAUUGUCUUCUGCUGCACUGCCUCCCUCUACCCACUCCGCAGUUCCGCUGCAAGGACCUGAUAAAACAAGGGAAGCCUGAGGUUCUGGCAGUCCCCCCCCCUUCCUGCUUCAUCAAGAGCUUUGGGUUGAACCAGCCUUCGCUCUGUGUCCACUCAUCCCUGGGGGAGCUCAUGGAAUCAUCUUUCAGCCCUGCCUCCAUCAACAGCACUCCAGCUCCGCUCUCCUCCCUCUCGAUUGACGGGAUUCCUCAUGUGCUAGCUUAGAGGGAAGCUCUCACUAGGCUGCCUGAUCUGCCUGGUUAUGGUUUUGCUCAUUUUUUUUUUUUCCCUUCAGAGACAAAUUGGAACUGCCCUUCUGUUUAGUCCUAAGACUAAAAAUAAAGUGAGACUACGGCUCAGCUUUGUACUGGGCUAAGUGGUGAUUUUAAACGCA
This is a messenger RNA of Psammomys obesus (fat sand rat), 1954 nucleotides long. RefSeq names its product hematopoietic cell-specific Lyn substrate 1 (gene Hcls1). Gene Ontology annotation, biological process: regulation of actin filament polymerization. NCBI's taxonomy places the organism in Eukaryota, Metazoa, Chordata, Mammalia, Rodentia, Muridae. Gene Ontology annotation, cellular component: actin filament; site of polarized growth; plasma membrane. The record is from RefSeq and is a predicted model, not a curated record. Bases 62 to 1510 code for a protein of 482 amino acids. The transcript is spliced from 14 exons. Gene Ontology annotation, molecular function: actin filament binding.